Messenger RNA from Penicillium arizonense, 2430 nucleotides. RefSeq names its product DUF3405 domain-containing protein. Bases 1 to 2430 code for a protein of 809 amino acids. The record is from RefSeq and is a predicted model, not a curated record. NCBI's taxonomy places the organism in Eukaryota, Fungi, Ascomycota, Eurotiomycetes, Eurotiales, Aspergillaceae. The transcript has a single exon.
AUGACCGUCCAGGCGAGGAGGCACUCAGCAGCCUACAAGUCCCCAUCACCCUAUAGCGCCCGACAAGAUACAGAUAUCGAAAAGCAGCCCACUCUCGGCCGCCACACAUACCACCACCACCCGAGCGAUGACUCCGACGACGAAUCGCUAGACGACGACUCCAACGUCGCAGACUCGUACCCGCCGCCCGUCGUGACCGGCGCAGGUCUCCGUCGUGCCCAAGCAGGUGUCGGCUUUCGCGUGCCCCAGCGCAUCAUGCGAUGGCUGUGCUUCGCUCUCUUCGCUGCGCUCGUCCUCUUCAUCCUCACUCUCUUCCGCUUCACUCUCUCUGGCUCCGUGUCACAAGUCGCAGUGGAGCUGCCCAAGGUCGUGGCAUCGAAGCCGCCACAAUGGGAGAGCUUCCCUUUCCUGUCUCGCUAUGAGGGUGGACUGUCAUCGCUGGUCUCUCGCAAGGACAAUGUCCCUGAGUACCCUGGCGAUGGCUCUGAGGAGCUGGCCCUGCGGACGGACCAGAGCGACGAGCAGGAGGAACAGGAUGCCAACAAGGUGAACAAGAGAGAUCUGAGACUUAGUAUGCAGAGCUCUGUGUUCAAUCCUUACCCUGAUUACCAAUCGCCGGAGUACGUGCAAAAAUAUGGCGAGAAGCGGGAAUGCUUCCUCGACAAGGAAAACACACUGCGGGUCCCGUCUGUCCAGAGCUACCCCGGUGUUCCAAAGGGCUUCCCGGAGCCGGCUAUGGGCUCGAAUACAAUGUUGGGUAUUCGGGAUGACAUGUGCUUUGACCGAUUUGGUCGCCUGGGCCCUUACGGAUUUGGAUACGGAGCCAAGAAAGGUGGCUCUGGAGCCGGUUUGGAGGGCCAUCGUGAUGGUGCUGAGCGUGUGUGGGAAGACGUGCCCCCUGUUGACUUCCGGCCGGUGGAUUGGGCUGGUGCGCAGAACCGCUGCCACGCAGCUAACCGCCACCGAUUCAAUGCGCUACCGGAGCCGCGUCUUGAGCGGUUCGUUUCCAUGCCGGUGGGCGUUCCUAAAGUGAAUAUUCCCGAGCCUGAGGAGGAUUCUCGCACGGCGCCGCCCAAGACUGGAGCUGAGAAGUUGCCGCGCACUGCGGUAGUUAUUCGCACUUGGCACGACUUUGAUUACUCUGCUGAGGAUAUCAUGUACCUGCGCUCUGUGAUCUCGGAGCUCUCACUCAACUCUGGUGGCGAGUAUACCGUACACUUCUUGGUUCAUGUCAAAGAUACCAACUUGCAGAUCUGGUCGGACGAUGAGACUUACCAGCGUGUGCUGCAUGAUUCCUUGCCUGAGGAGUUCCGUGGCAUGGGAACCCUCUGGUCAGAGCCCCAGAUGGCACUCAUGUACCCCGGUCUGGAAGAAACCAAUAUGCGCGGUUUGCCAAUUCACGGCGUCUACCGCAGCACCUAUAUGCCCAUGCAAUACUUCGCCUUCCAACACCCAGAGUACGACUACUUCUGGAACUGGGAGAUGGAUGCUCGCUACACCGGUCACUGGUACCACCUCUUCGACAAAGUCGGCGAAUGGGCUAAGAAGCAGCCACGCAAGGGUCUCUGGGAACGCAAUGCCCGCUUCUACGUGCCCUCCGUACAUGGCUCGUGGGACGAUUUCCGCCAAAUGGUCCGUGUGCAGACCGAAAUUGGCACCAACUCAAAGAACAACAUUUGGAGUGCCAUGAAAGAAGGAUCCGAUAAGGGCAGCCCUCUUCACCAGUCAGGCGACCGAUCAAUCUGGGGCCCCGAACGUCCCGACGAACGAGACAUUUUCGAAGUCGAAGGCGAAGGCAUCCCGCCUACAAGCAUGGACAAGGACCAAUACCAAUGGGGCGUUGGCGAAGACGCCGACCUAGUCGUCUUCAACCCCCUCUACGAUCCCGAAGGCACAACCUGGAUCCUGCGCGAUGAUGUAACGGGUUACAACCGUGAAAAGGGCAUGCCUCCCCGUCGCACGGCAAUCAUUACCGCCUCGCGUAUCUCUCGAAAACUACUCACUACUAUGCACCGCGAAUGCUCUCUCAAGCGCCACAGCAUGUUCUCAGAAAUGUGGCCGGCCACAACAGCCCUCCAUCAUGGCUUCAAGGCCGUCUUCGUUCCGCACGCCGUGUAUGUCGACCGCCGCUGGCCGACGCGCUACCUUGAGUCCGUGUUCAACGCCGGCCGGAACGGUGCUUCGGGCGGUGCCCGUACUUCCAUCUUCGGUGAUCGCGAACACAACUUCCGCGGCACGACAUGGUUCUACUCCGCAGGAUUCUCACCAAACCUCUGGCGCCGCUGGCUUGGACUGCGAGUUGACAAUGAUGGCGGAGAGCAGCAGGAGCUUGCAGGCGAGGGGCGGAUGUGUCUCCCCCCUAUGCUAUUGCACCCUGUAAAACAAGUAAAUAUGAUCAUUGAUGACGGGGAGAAGGCCGAGGACCGAUAA